Molecule: messenger RNA, 2460 nt
Organism: Solanum verrucosum
Lineage: Eukaryota; Viridiplantae; Streptophyta; Magnoliopsida; Solanales; Solanaceae
Product: probable inactive leucine-rich repeat receptor-like protein kinase At3g03770
Exons: 6
Coding region: 106-2445 (779 amino acids)
Biological process (GO): protein phosphorylation
Cellular component (GO): membrane
Molecular function (GO): protein binding; protein kinase activity; ATP binding
Source: RefSeq, a predicted model, not a curated record
GAAAUUUCAUUUCAGCUGAAGUAGUGAAGAAGUGGCAACUAGAGUGUUUACAAGAAAGCUCAAAAAAGUGUAAAUUUCUCAGUUCUUUUUAGUCCUUUUUUGGUGAUGGAAAAACAUUUAAGACUUAAAACUCUUCUAGUUUUGCUUGUUUUAUUGCUCUCAAUUAGCAUCUCAGAGCAACUACAAUCUUCUUCACAAGCAAAUAUUUUAUCGAGGAUUCGAAAUCUUCUGAACUAUCCAAAUGUUUUGAGUAAUUGGAACAAUGACACUGAUUUCUGUAACACUGAGCCAAGUUCAUCUGUUACUGUUAUCUGUUAUGAGGAUAACAUAACUCAGCUUCAUAUAAUAGGGAGCAAAGGGGCUUCUCAAUUACAUAAUUUCUCGAUCGAUUCGUUUGUCACUACACUUGUUGAGCUUCCAAGUUUGAAAGUUCUAAGAUUAGUUUCUCUUGGUUUAUAUGGACCAUUGCCUAGUAAACUUUCAAGACUUUCAUCAUUGGAGAUACUUGACCUUAGUUCAAAUUUCUUUCAUAGUAACAUACCUCGAGAAAUUUCAUCGUUAACGAGCCUCCAGAGUUUAAUACUAGAUGGAAAUAAGUUCACUGGAAGACUUCCAAAUGGACUUGGUUCACUUGUUGUUUUGGCAGUUUUGAGUGUAAAGAACAAUUCUUUAGAUGGACAUUUACCUGAUAUGCUCGGAAAUUUGCAUAAUCUUCGUGUACUUUCACUUUCGAGGAAUAAUUUUACUGGUGAUGUACCUGAUCUUAGUGGUGUCGAAAACCUUCAAGUUCUAGACUUGGAAGAUAAUUCUCUUGGACCGAAAUUUCCUCAAGUUAGCAGCAAAAUCCAAAGCAUUGUGUUGAGGAACAAUAAGUUCACUGCAGGAAUUCCGGAGAAAGUUCAAUCUUGCCAUCAGCUUGAACAUAUGGAUAUUUCUUCAAACAGAUUUAUGGGGCCAUUUUCUCCGUCUUUGCUAUCCUUGCCAUCGAUCACUUAUCUUAACGUUGCAGGAAACAAGUUAACGGGAAUGCUUUUUGAUGAUAAUCAAUGCAAUGCCGGAUUAGAUUUUGUGGAUCUAUCGACUAACCUGUUGAGUGGAAGAUUGCCUAGUUGCCUUCUGACAGGUCCUAAGCACAGGAUCGUGCGUUACUCUAACAAUUGUUUAGCAACUAGAGACGGAACUCAACAUCCAUUUUCCUUCUGUCGGAAUGAGGCGUUGGCUGUUGGUAUCUUACCUCAUCAUCAUAAACAUAUACCAGGUUCAAAAGUGGUUCUUGCUUUGAUCAUUUGUGGUAGCAUCAUUGGUGGAGUCGUGCUAGUUUGCGCGACUAUUAUAGUAGUAAGAAAAUUUCUUGCAAAGAUAGCUACACCGAGAAAAACAACAAGAUCAAUAGUAGAAAAUGCAGCAUCUACAUAUACAUCAAAGUUAUUCACUGAUGCAAACUAUGUUACUCGAACAAUGAAGCUGGGAUCACUUAGUCUUCCAUCUUAUCGGACCUUUUCAUCCGAAGAGCUUAAGGUGGCAACAAACAACUUUGAUGCAGCAACUUUUAUAGGCAACAGUUCUGAUGAUCAGCUGUACAGAGGUCAGCUGAAAGAUGGUUCAUACAUAACCAUAAGAUGCCUGCAAACGAAACGAAAAAAUAGCAGUCAAAAUUUUAUGUAUCAUAUAGAAUUGAUGUCAAAACUCAGACAUCAUCAUCUGAUCAGCACUCUUGGACACUGCUUCGAGUGUUACUUGGAUGAUUCGAGUGUUAGCAGGAUAUUUCUCGUCUUUGAGUAUGUAUCAAAUGGUACCCUAAGAAGCUGGAUCUCCGAUAAACAUGCUAAAGGAAGACUAACGUGGACACAACGUAUAGCAGCUGCAAUCGGAGUAGCAAGGGGAAUGCAGUUUUUGCAUACUGGAAAUGUACCUGGUGUUUUUUCAAAUAACAUAAAGAUAACAGAUAUCUUGUUGGAUCAGAACUUUGUAGCCAAAAUUUGCAGCUAUAAUUUGCCUAUUCUGAAUGAGAAUGUAAUGGAGCAGAAGAGUACAAGGGUUAAUUAUGAAGAAAAAUUGGUUGUAUAUGAUUUUGGAGUAAUAUUAUUGGAGAUAAUUAGUGGGAAGCAGAUAAAUACCAAGAAUGAAGUGAGAGUUACACAAAAUCAGUUACAAGAGAGCAUAAUGUCUAAUGCAAUGUCAAGAAAGAAUGUGGUUGAUCCAGCAAUUAGAAAUUCGUGCUCGGAUGAAUCAUUGAAGACGAUGAUAGAGAUAUGUUGCAGGUGUUUGGAACAAGAUACAGAAGAUAUGCCCUCAGUUGAAGAUGUAAUAUGGAAUUUGCAGUUUGCUGCUCAAGUUGAGGAUUCAUGGAGAAAAGACUCUUCAAGUAGUGAUGCCUCUCCAAUUUCACAUCUCUACAGCUUCAAACCCAACUUGUCGCGCAAUAGCAAUAGCACGUAUGUGUGACAAGCUAUUUCUAAC